Durio zibethinus is the source of this 1113-nucleotide messenger RNA. Its product is annotated as ras-related protein RABF2b. NCBI's taxonomy places the organism in Eukaryota, Viridiplantae, Streptophyta, Magnoliopsida, Malvales, Malvaceae. The record is from RefSeq and is a predicted model, not a curated record. Gene Ontology annotation, molecular function: GTPase activity; GTP binding.
UUAAAAAGAAAAUGCAAUAAAUUUCCGAAGAAGAAAAGAAAAUCAAAAUAUCGCUUUCGUGUUUGGAUUCGAGUCAUUGGCAGACUUUGGCUUGGUUUGAAGGUUGAGGAGGAUCCUUCCUUUUGCCUUUACCUUUACCCUUUGUCUUUUACAUCCCUAUUUUCUUCCUUUUCAACGCCUCCAACAAGCCACAACUCUCUUGUUACUGCCUAAUUUUUCUUGAUCUGUUUUUGUUUGGAAUAUAAAAUCUGAUCAAAGGAUCUCAUGGCCACCACUGGAAACAAGAACAUCAAUGCUAAAUUAGUUCUACUUGGGGAUGUUGGAGCCGGAAAAUCUAGUCUUGUGUUGCGCUUUGUUAAAGGGCAAUUUGUUGAAUUUCAGGAAUCAACCAUAGGUGCAGCUUUUUUCUCCCAGACCUUGGCUGUGAAUGAUGCGACUGUAAAGUUUGAGAUUUGGGAUACAGCUGGUCAAGAGAGGUACCAUAGCUUGGCACCAAUGUAUUACAGAGGAGCUGCAGCUGCGAUCAUUGUGUAUGAUAUAACAAAUCAAGCAUCAUUUGAGAGAGCCAAAAAAUGGGUCCAAGAGCUUCAAGCACAAGGCAAUCCUAAUAUGGUAAUGGCACUUGCUGGGAACAAAGCUGAUUUACUCGAUGCAAGGAAGGUGGCUGCAGAGGAAGCACAAACCUAUGCUCAGGAGAAUGGUCUUUUCUUCAUGGAAACUUCUGCAAAGACUGCAUCCAAUGUCAAUGACAUUUUCUAUGAAAUAGCUAAAAGAUUACCUCGAGUGCAGCCGGCACAAAAUCCUGCUGGAAUGGUUCUUAUGGAUAGACCUGCAGAACGGACAGCAAGUGCAUCUUGUUGCUCUUAGGCGGUGGUUGUGUUCGCCUGUAUCGUAUAAGUAGCUCUUGUAAUGCUCACUGCAAUCAAAGUUUUUUCUUUCCUUCUUUACCUUGUUUGUGUACAAUCAUUGGGAACUGUACAUGCACGAUGUUUAGACGCUUUGAUAUCAACCCCCUACUCGUAUUGGAGAUUGGUUUUUCUUGUAAUUAAAGUGUGGUAAUGCUAUGUUUCAUUUCCAUAUUACAGCGGACAUGUUGAAAUAAAUAUAUUCCAU